CAGCAAAAUCUCCAAUAUUCCGGAGGAUCCCAGGCAACCACCUUCUUGUAAUAAUCCCUCGCCUUGUCUUGUAAUAACUGAUACUUAGUGUCCCUCUAAUUACCAUCAAUGCAAAUCACUGUGUUCUUUUCCAAAGGGAAACACAAUGUCCUACAAACAGGACACCCGUCCUGAUCAAAAGAGCAGCCAAAGCACCUUUUUUAUCAGCUGCUUCAAAAAGUAUUCUGCCGCGCACUAAAGGCUCGAUCUCCUGCAGAGCCUGCAGACUCCAUUCCCUCAGUGAAAGCUUUGCUUCGAAAGAGCUCUACUGCCAUGGAAGCAGGAGAUGAGGAGAGACCCCUCCUUCAUCUCCAUCCUUCUCCUCAGUCAUGUCAUGCAGGGUGCAACUUCAGAAUAUACAAGAGAUGGAUCAGUUGAUAUCAACAAGCAGCCUGCUCUCAAGCACAGCACAGGGAAAUGGAGGGCAUGCUUCCUCAUCUUAGGUGUUGAGUUCUGCGAGUGCAUGGCUUUCUUCACAAUCUCAAAGAACUUGGUGACCUAUCUCACCGCUGUUCUCCACGAAAGCAAAGUCACUGCAGCCAGGAAUAUGUCCGCCUGGGUCGGAGCUUGCUUCUUCACGCCACUUUUUGGGGGUUUCAUUGCAGACACUUACUGGGGGAGAUACUGGACAAUUGUCGGUUUCUUCCCACUUUAUGUGGUUGCAAUGGUCGUUCUUAUAGCCUCUGCAUCCCUUCCCAUAUUCUCAACAUCUUCUGACCAUGGGGGCAGCGUUCAUCGAGCAUUCGUUUACCUUGGAAUGUACAUCGCUGCCAUUGCCAGCGGUGGUGUCAAGCCAUGCACGUCAUCCUUUGGGGCUGACCAAUUUGACACCAAUGACCAUGCAGAGCUGGUGACCAAGGGCUCCUUCUUCAGCUGGUACUUCUUCUUGAUCAACACCAGCAACCUGCUGUCUGGAACUGUGAUUGUUUGGCUGCAGGACAAUGUUGGGUGGGCAGUCAGCUACGUCAUACCGACAGUGCUCAUGCUCAUCUGUUUCCCUGCAUUUUUAGCUGGCUCCAGGGUAUACAGGUUUCGGAAAAUGGGAGUAAGCCCCCUUACGAGCAUACUUCAAGUGGUUGUUGCAGCUGUCAGGAAGUGGCAUAUCAAACUGCCGGAUGAUAGCUCUCUUCUAUAUGAGCCUUCUGGAACUGACGCAAGUUACAAAAUCGAGCAUACCAAUGAAUUCAGGUUCUUCGACAAGGCUGCUAUUGUAUCGGCUCCAUCAGACAACGAAUCCACGGUGCCACUGUGCUCAUGGAGGCUCUGCACAGUGACACAGGUUGAGGAGCUGAAGAUGCUGCUGCGGAUGUCACCCAUCUGGGCAUCUUUCGUUAUCGUCUACGCGGUCGACGCGCAGAUGCCAUCGACGUUGGUUGAGCAGCGCAUGUUCAUGGAUAACCGUGUUGGCUCCUUCACCAUCCCACCUGCGUCUAUGUCCGUCGUCGGAGUGAUCAGUUGCCUGGUCUGGGUCCCUAUCUACGAAAUGGCACUGGUGCCGCUCGCACGACGCUUCACUGGCAAGGAAAAGGGCUUCUCCCAAGCACAGCGCCUCGGGAUCGGCCUAGCGCUGUCCAUGCUCACCAUGGUGUACGCAGCGCUGCUCGAGACGAGGAGGCUAGCGGUGGCGGAGGCCAGCGGCAUGAGAGAUCCGGAUGCGCCUGUGCCAAUGAGCAUCCUGUGGCAGGUGCCGCUCCAUGUCGUCCACGGCGCAGCCCAGGUGUUUGCCGGCGUCGGCGCGACCGAGUUUUUCUACGACCAGUCCCCCGAGACCAUGAAGAGCCUGUGCGCAGCGCUCGGACAGCUGGCGCUAGCGUUUGCGUCCUACAUGAACUCACUCUUGCUCAGCAUUGUCGCAGUGGCAACAACACGCCGCUGAGCGCCUGGGUGGAUUCCAGAUAACCUGAACCAAGGCCACCUGGACUAUUUCUUCUGGAUGAUAGCCACUCUUAGCUUACUGAAUGUGGCUCUGUUUGUGCGUUACUCGAUGAGGCAUACACUAAAGAUGGCUGCUUGUUGAUGAAAGAGGUGUAUCAUGUUACAGGGUCAGGUAGGAGCUGUACAGUAUCUUAACCUCAUCACCUGUCAUGAAUACAACCUGGACAUAUAUAAUGUGCAGAGAUACUAGUCAAUGAUUAAGUAUUUUUGUAAGGUAAGUAUUUUAUUUUUCUUUUCUGUGUCUAAACUGACACAUGAGUA
Molecule: messenger RNA, 2235 nt
Organism: Sorghum bicolor (sorghum)
Lineage: Eukaryota; Viridiplantae; Streptophyta; Magnoliopsida; Poales; Poaceae
Product: protein NRT1/ PTR FAMILY 8.3
Exons: 5
Coding region: 326-1915 (529 amino acids)
Biological process (GO): transmembrane transport
Cellular component (GO): membrane
Molecular function (GO): transmembrane transporter activity
Source: RefSeq, a predicted model, not a curated record